Molecule: messenger RNA, 657 nt
Organism: Aspergillus eucalypticola CBS 122712
Lineage: Eukaryota; Fungi; Ascomycota; Eurotiomycetes; Eurotiales; Aspergillaceae
Product: dynein light chain DYN2
Exons: 7
Coding region: 105-389 (94 amino acids)
Biological process (GO): microtubule-based process; cilium assembly
Cellular component (GO): cytoplasmic dynein complex
Molecular function (GO): dynein intermediate chain binding; dynein light intermediate chain binding
Source: RefSeq, a predicted model, not a curated record
GCUUCGUGGGACGUCUUUGUACACUAAAUUUAUAGUGGUUGAUCCGUGUCUUGAAUCCUUGCUCAUUUUACCUUAAACUACAUUCCUCAUCGACGUCCAGCAAAAUGGCUAGCGAAAAGAAGGAUAAGCUUGAGGCGCAGAUCAAGUCCGUCGAUAUGACGGAGGAUAUGCAGCAGGAGGCUGUUGAAGUUGCAAUUGAGGCAAUGGACAAAUACCACAUCGAGAAGGAUAUUGCUCAAUACAUCAAGCGAGAGUUCGAUUCGCGCAAGGGUGCGACAUGGCACUGUGUCGUCGGGAGGAACUUUGGCAGCUUCGUCACGCAUGAGACGAAACACUUCAUCUACUUCUACCUCGGGCACUGCGCCAUUCUCCUUUUCAAGACCCAAUGAACAUACGACCGCAGACACCGGUCUGAAUCGCCCAAGCGAUGUCUAUAACCUUUUCGGAUAAUUCAAGCAGAAGUAACGUGCAAUGAAAGGUCCCAUGCAAGCGCUGGAAGGAAAUGCAGCCAUAUGGUCCCGAACAAAAUGCUGCGGGGUUUGCCUAGAGGGCACAACGCGGCGGUGAUUCUUCCGCGCAUCUACCUGCUACUUGAUUCCAAUUCUUUGUUAAUCAUUUCAAAAUAUCCUGCUAGUGAAUACAAGUUGAUCCAAUCGG